UCCAAUGAAUUAGUGGAUUAUCUAAAGAAGAAGCUUGAUACCGUGGAUCAAAGCCUAUCUGACUUGGAAUGCAGUGUUAAGCAAUCGGCCAAGAAUUUGAUGGACUUGAAAGCCACUAAGAAUGCUUUGGAUCAGCACAAGGUAACAAAGCAUCUUUUCUUCCAAAGAAGUUCAAGAUGCCCCCACCCCUCCCCCUCCCUAAAUGUUAGGCGAAUUUUAUUUAGCUAUUUGAAAAAAGACCUUUUUUUGCAGAUAUGAUUGCAAGCUACUAUAUACACGAAAUUAAAUGUCAUCUAUUUCUCCUUUUAAUAACACCUGCAUCGUCCAAUUUCGCAGUUACCAUGCGAGAUAUUUUGCAACUUAUUUGUCCAAAUAAAGCUUGGCACCUGUAUUUUGCGCGAAAAAGCACACAAAUCAUGUGUUUUUCACCGAUAUUUCUAGAAAGGUCGCUGGUUGUCGUUAGUAAUAAAUCCAUUUGAUAGUUUACAGACUAAUGUGUUCUGUGCCCCUUCGCUAUAAAUGUCGCUAAGGCAGCAUUCAAAGUUCGUACCCGGGCACAUUGCACUAAUGUGAACACAACCUUUCUUGAAGUACCUACGGUAGAAUUCGGGCACGGUGCCGGUGCCUAAGUUAAGAUUGAGCCCUUGUACCCAGGCGAAAAAGUGAACACCGGUAACUUGUAAGCACACUGUUUUUGUACUUUUGAGGCAGUUUACUGCUUUGUUCUCGCUACUAAGAUUCAAAUCCAAAAUGGCGUCUGACUUGAAUUAACUAUGUACACAGUAACAUAUCGGGUACUCAUGGUGUGAACACAACACCAUUUUGUACCUGUACCCAGACACUGGUUUCCGAAAACACAAAGACUAGACAGCCCCAUAGAAGCUGGUUAAUUUUCUUUUUGUCUGAUUCGUAUCUCAGGAGAUACUUAGCCAUUUUACGUCAGUAGAAUCUGACACAUAUGAUGUUCUGGAGGAAGGAAAGCAGUUGAUAAAAGACACACGCUUUGACAGAGCACAUGGGGAAUACUUUUAUGAUAGAAUUGAAGUAACAGUCAUAAGGAUAACAACUAUUAAGGAAGAUAUUAACAGAGAGCAUCAAAGGUAUGCCCUAUGUUCACUGCUUCCUAAGAGCCAAAUUUGUAUCACACGUGUUAUAACCAUCUGUGAUAAUACCAUCGUCGUUCCGUAGAAAUGAGUCCAAUACUUUUUUGUUGUAAAAUAUGACUUUUCUUCUUGCAGAUGGCACUUAACUAGGAUAUUAAAAAAAUAAAACAAUUUUUGCCCUCCUGUUUUUCAGGUUGUUCGAUCUAUAUCUUAUUUCACUAAGACAACAGUUGGAACGGAUGAAUGAUUGGCUAUUGCGAGCUGAGUCUCGAAUAUCACUGGAUGAUGUGAUAGAACCAACCUAUAAGAGAGUGCAACAGCAAGUCUGGGAGCAUCAGGUACAUGCAUGUGUGAUUACUACAUAGGCGGUAAGGGAGAACAUGCAUGAUCGCAGGCCAUCAUAUAAUGCCCAAUUAAGACAAAGUACGUGAUAUUCACUCACUAAGUGACCCAAUUCUCAUGUACUUCAAAGUACAGUGGCUUGCUCACAACUCAGUUGUUUGAAAAUAAAGGAUACACUGGUCUUCGCAUUAUGUAGUGCAUAGCAGUGAAACGUUUACUUUCACUAGGAUUAAUUGAAUUAGUAACAGUAACAUAUCCCAUUGUCAUUUGAGACUCUUGCUAUUAAAUAUUUAAAGUAUCUCUAAUCAAAAUCUCUCUGAUAUUAAUAUAACUGUCUGUAAUAUUAAACUCACCAGUACAUUUCUAUAAACCUGUAGAGUGUAAUAGAUUUGUUUGCAGAGCUCCAGUUGUGGGGUCAAUUCUCUUAGGAAAAGGACGCCGUUGAAACAGGCGAAGCUUCGCCGUCUUGGAGGUGUCUGUCCCAAAAAAAGGCAAGGAAAUGAUUGAAGAUCAGCCGGGGGCCAAUUUUACAAUUGUUCCGUGCGUGCCCAUACCAGGAAGCUCUCGGUCUUUUAAAGUUGUCCGUUAAUAUGGAAUUGACUGUGUCUUGACGUUAUAUUAUUAUAAGUUGGCUAUAAAAAAGCUGCACGAAUUUCGUGUUUCUCCACUGCUGUUCUGUAGGUUUUUCAAGAAGAACUGUCAAAUUACUCGAUGGCAAACGUGAUACUGGAUAUGGACUUGGAACACCCAGCUUUGGAUGAAAACAUAAGGGACUGGGUCAAGGUAUUUUCAACAUUGUAUUGUUGGACAUUGUAUUGUUGGAGCACACCCUCUCCCCCCACCCCUUCCCUGGAGGGCACUCUCUAUUGUGCCUAUACGGGAAGGAUCCGCCCGAAAGAAGUACCUUUUUCUGGCCUCAGGUAUUUUAGAGGAUUCAUUAGUAUAAGGGAAGGGAAUUUUGUAAAUUUGGUCUAUAAAGAACACCCAGCUUUGGAUGAAACCAUAAGGAACUGGGUCAGGGUAUUUUCAACAUUAAAAAGCUGUAUUGUUGCACCUCAUCCCAAUAUAGUGGCCUAUACGGGAAAGCUCUGCCCUAAAGGACUACCUUUUCCAGGCUUCAGGAAUAUGAGAGGGUUGUUUAGUAUAAGGGAAGGGAAUUUUGUAAAUUUGGUCUAUAUAAAGGAAUAACAUAUGCAUUUUACGGCUGUAAAUAACUCGAGUCUAGUCAUAUCUUAAAGAGAGUAAAUUUACAGCGAUUAAAAGGGAUGCAAAGUUCUUAAAACAAGGUAUGUGAAAGGAGUAUUAUUGAACAAUAAGUCGCCGAAGGCUACGUGAAUAUCGGCGAAUAGUCACCUAACGGUGAAAAGUCACCUAUCGGCAAAUAGUCACCUCGACUUCGCCUAGGUGACUAUUCGCCCAUUUUCACGUCGCCUGAGGCGACUAAUUGUUUUAGUAUAAAUACAUUGAUGAUUAUUCGAGAAAAUAAAAUUAUUCAUCAAUUUCUGACUCCAAAACAUCAACAAAUCUUCCUGCCAUUUUGAAAACUGCCAGCCUUCAAUGUUAUAAUCACCGCGAGGUGAUUAUAGCAGGAUAAAGCAAACCUCCUAGCCAAUCACAGCGCUCUAUUUUCGAUUAUCAUCAAUGUAAUUAUACUAAUUGUCAAUAGAAGGUAUAAAUACGAAAGGGAUACCCUUUCUGCCAAAAAUGAAGUAUCAAAGAGUAAGGGGUUGGACCUCGGGGCGGAGCCCCCUCUCAUAAAACUAUUUCACCGGCAGGUUUAUAACUAGAAGGAAACUUUCCAUUCUUUUGCGGCCAUACAGGUAUUAAGCGAGCGUUGGGCGGUUGUGUGGAACUGGGCGGAAGAGUGGAAGGAGAAGCUUAACCAGGCUCUAACUGACUGGCAAAAUUUACGUGUAGAAGAAGCUGCCUUGCUUUCCUGGCUUUCAAGUAAAGAACAAACCUUUGAUUUGAUUGGAGAAACAGAUAUUACCAACGAAGAACAAGUUACGAUGAAUUUAAAUCUGCUCGAGGUAAGAACAUCUCGUUUCAGUUAUCAGUAAUUUAUAUCGAUUCUCGACCCUUCACAUGAAAAACCCAAAGAAACGGUGAUAAUUUCAUGCCUUUGAUGCUUAUUAAUUCCUAAGGUCAUUUUUCUUUUCGUGUCCUCUUCUUGUGGCAGAGUGAAAUACUCUUCGUUUAAAGAACCAAGAACUGAUUGAAGAAAUGUUUAUGUCUUUAAAAAAACUUGGAUGAUUUUACAACUGGGGUGACCAUCAAAAACGUUUAAUGAAAGCAUGUUAUUUGUGGAAUAAAAACGAAGUCGAAUGCCUUUGUUCACGCCAUUAUAAAUAACAAGAAAAUAAUGUUACAAUCUAUAAAAAGUGGUUCUACUCUUAAAAAGAUGUUGCCAGUUUUCAAAAACGAUUAUCAACAAUCCUUAAAUAUAUUUCAUUUUCGUCAGUAAGAACAGGUUUCCAAAGCACCAGGUUAUAAAAAUAUCGGUAUAAACAAUUGUGAAAAAUUUUAAGUGCGACAGAACAGUCUCGCCCUAUUUAGGGUUCACUUAACUAACAUAAGAAAUCGGUGCGUCUAAUGUGUCCCUCUUCACUUUGUCUCUCAGACAGUGGAAAAAGAAAUGGAAAGCCGACAAGAGGAACGAUUAGACUCACUGCGUGAGAAUGGAGAAAAGCUGAUCAAAGACGCUGAGUACCAUGAUGCGACAGCUAAGGGGAUCCGUGACCAGGCGAAUGACUUCGGCACUUGCUGGAAGGACAUCACUGAAUCGAUUAAGGAAAGGAAAGCAAUGGUAAGUGAUGUGAUUGGCCAUUAUAAAGUAACCGCGGAAUUAUCCUUUUUGUAAUGCACGUCAUCAUCAUCAUCGUUAUCAUCAUCAUCAUUAUCAUCAUCAUAAAGUCGAUCUGGAUCUGCCUUUAAUUUUUACGAACAUCCUUCACCUUUUGUUAUCCAACUGACAGUCGAUGAAUGUUUUUACUACCGUGUGGCACGAAACUUUUUGCGGAAGUUUAUUUUUGAGGAUUGGCGAUUGACGUGAUUUUUUUGUAUUUUUCAGGAACUAAUUUUUGCGUUUAGCACAGAUUGGUUUUUCUUACUGGGGACUGAUUUUUUUGCAAAAGAAAGAAAGAAAGUCCCGGACAAAUCAUUGAUAAUAUUUUCGUCCGUUUUUUUUUUGAGUACGUGCAAUGGAAAUACAUAGUUUAAAACAACACUACGUUUUGCGUACCCUGUGUAAAACGAAUAAAAUAGGUUACUUUUCUUUGUCAUUCGAUUACAAAAACGAACUUCUUUAUUUGUACUGUAUUUUUGUGUAGCGAAUUUAAGUUCGAGAAUAUUUACUAUGAAGUAAAUUUUUGCGGGAAAAAUGUAUACAGUAUUUAUUAUUAUUUAUUUUUUUGCCCGACCUUUUUUUUUGCGGAUCGCUGGAAAAAUCGCACACAGUAGUCUGAUUUAUGCUUCUACCUGAUUUAACGGUUAAACAGAAAAUAAUUUAAAUGGUCGGGUUGUAGCCAUGUAGCAAUAGCCGGUCAACCUCCACUGCUCAAACGACCGUAAAAUAACGUUCUGAUCCCCUGUUUCAAAAUGAUUUCUUUUAAGCAUUUAAGAUUUCGUCCAGAACAAUACUGUAUUGAGGUUAAGCGAGGCAUUAAGGAUUGGUUUUCAUACAUAGUAUAUAAUAUAAGUCGAAAGCUUAACCUCGGAACUAUGACUAGAUUGCUGUUCGUGAAUUUUUGUUUGUUUGUUCGUUUCUUUUGAUGUUGUCGUUUUGUUCGUUGUUGUUGAAUUGAAACCACAGUGGGUCCACACAAUCUGUUUGUGUAACCGAUUUUUACUCUAUAGUAAAUGUAUUGUAUUUACCGUUUGCUUCCUCUAUUACCAUAUCUUGCUAGACAUGUAUAUCGGUCAAUGUUAAAUAAAUGUUGCAUUGCCUUACCUUCGGUAUAUUGUCGCACUUUUCACUCAAAAAAGUUAUUUCGAGCGAUUUGGAAGGAUUUUGAGUUAGCCGUUUACUGUUCCUCUGAGGCAAAAGGACGACAAUAUACCGCAGGUAAGGUAAUAUAACGUUUAUUUAACAUUGACCUAUAUACAUAUUUAGUGGUAUACCGAUAUAGUCGAAGCAAACGGAAAAUCCCUUACAUUUACUAUAAAGUUACAAUCGGUUACACAAACAGGUUGUGUGGGAGCCCUGUGUUGAGACAUGGACUGUUUUUGUAUUCUAGCUUCUGGAAGCCCAAAACAAGGUGAAAAGAAUGGGAAUUUUAAUGAAGGAAGUCAGAACUUGGUUGGACGAGGCAGAAAAAUUCAUCAAGCUCGCUAGUUUGCAAAAGGAUCCACAAAAAGAAACCGAGAUACGAGAAAAGAUCGAGGUCAGAAUAAAGUGCUAUAAAAUAAGCUGACAUUAUUUUCAGUUACAGAUUACAACUGCAUCCAGUUUUUGCGUUAAGGUAGAAUAACGCAACCAAAAACUAAUUCAUAAUUCGUAAAGAAAAAAAUCAACAGAAAUUCAUGUUUAAUGAGUGUCUUUAUCUGAUAAAGACACGGCUAAACUUUACGUCCAACGUUUUAGACCAAAAUAACCCCAAAUCUAAAUAUUAAUGUUAGAAUGAGUUGAUCUUUAUUACAGACAUUUUGAAGCCGUUCAAUAAACUCGCAGUCGUGUAUUAUCAGAUUUAAAAACACUCGGCUGCGCCUCAAAUUUUUAAACCUGACUAUACACCCCUGCUCGUUUUUGAAACAGUACUUGAAAACAGCAAUACCCUUACCAGGGGUAUAAAUCCUUGCUUUUGGUGGAUUUGCACGUGGCUAAUCUAGCUAGAACAGGGACUCCAGCUGAAUAGCCACAAAAAACAAAACAAAUAAAAAAUAACAUAUUAUCUGAAGUUAACCCUUCAUGAAAUUAACGCGGAUUUCAUUUAAGUUGUGUUAAUUUCUUGAAACGUUAACUUCCGCGCCUUUAAUUAAGUGGAGAGUAAUUCCCGCGACCCUUUAUUUUCAUUAUUUUGGAUACACUUCUGACAUUCUUGACACCUAGAGUACUCUAGAGUAUUCUAUCAGGGUGGAGAUGAACCAGUAAAAGUGAAACUUUGAGGAACCCUUAAAAUGGCCAGAUUUAAUCCCUUGACCCCCUUCGUACGUUUAAGAAAUUACCACGAACAAAAUUUCCAUUUCAAAUUUUACUUUUAACUUUGUUUUGUCUUGUCUCGAAGUUUUGUUUGUUCGAGAGCGUUGGUUAAUUUUGCGUUUUUUUUUUGGGGGGGGGGGCGGGGGUUGGGUUUACCCUCCCUUUCGCAUUAAAUUCUUUAUAUGAAAGUCGUUUUCCACUAGAUUCGCCUUAAUUCAAGUCGCGUUAGUUUCCAAGAACUUAAGUUCAUGGAGCGUUCAUUUCCUAUAAUGAGGUAUAAGGUCUACCUAGACUGCUCCGCAGACGAAACUGAACUUCUGGUUAAGUCUGUCUGCGAAAUAGCGCCAAAAUCCUCGUUCUGGGCCUCCACCCAAAUACCAUCAUUUGAGUACCCGCCAUGACUGGCCUGUUAAAAAUCUUGUUGUCGAUUUGUCGCUCAAGGAAAUUUGAAACGCAUUUGCGGUAAUUCGUUGAGUCCGAAUAGGCUCUGCUUCGAGUACGUUACUAACCGAAGUUGGAUUACGUUUGGGACGAAGGCUAGGUACACCAUAUGUGAACAUUCUUUGAUCUAUUAUUUAAAAUAGCUUUUUUAGUUGCUCAUUUCCUUUAUUAAUACCGCAAAUACUUUUUUUAUUAUCAUCUCUGCAGAUUAAAUGCGAAGAAAGAGAACAAAAUCAGCCUAAAGUUGACGAAGUCAAAAGGCUGGAAGACUUGCUUAGCAGUGAAAUCGACAAAAAGUCAAAUUAUUAUUUGCAAAGAGUCACCAAGCCGUUCUACAAGCGGUGGAAUGACGCUAGUAUGGCCCUUAACAGAUAUCGCAAUGUAGAGUACCCGUUUGUCAAACCCAACGAUUGCUCC
Porites lobata is the source of this 7440-nucleotide messenger RNA. The record is from the annotation of a GenBank genome assembly. Lineage: Eukaryota; Metazoa; Cnidaria; Anthozoa; Scleractinia; Poritidae.